Messenger RNA from Neolamprologus brichardi, 4291 nucleotides. It is a transcript of the gene mov10l1, whose product is annotated as Mov10 like RNA helicase 1. Lineage: Eukaryota; Metazoa; Chordata; Actinopteri; Cichliformes; Cichlidae. Gene Ontology annotation, molecular function: helicase activity. The record is from RefSeq and is a predicted model, not a curated record.
ACAACUUUUAAACAUUGUCGUUUGUUUUUUUAUUUCUGAUAAAACAGUACAGCUAUUUAUGUAAAAGCAGAAAAUUUAUAAAAUCGCAUCCCCGAAUUAGAGCCUGGUUGAUUUCUUAGCACGCCAAUGUUAUCGACUGAUGUUAGAUUAUUUACCAGUGGGUAUGGGUAUCGGCAUUUAUAACAGCCGAUAAAUGGAAAUUUAAAAAAGAGAUAGGAGAGACCCUUCAACCAUGUUAUGAGAGUCGAUUGUUUUAUACUUUGACCGCCAGAGGGCACUAUGCAAUUUCCCUUUUGACAGCAGGUGUUUCUGAACCAAGGAGUUAGGCAGAGUAAGCAGUAACUAAAUAACUACUCAUUACAAAUGUUAGAGGCAUCUGUUCAUGGUUCAUGAGUCUGAAAGAAACAAGCAUUGGAUUUCGAAAUCAGUAAAUAUCGAUAUGUACUGGCAGUCUUUUCUUCUCUUCUCACUCCUCCUAUGACCUGCUUACUGUGUGGUUUACAGCGCCCCCGUUUGGUUAGAUCUACCCUCUCUCCUAGCACCGCCCUUCUUAAAAUUAGCCGUGACCGAGCGUCCCCGCGUACCUCCGAAGUGCCACGGAUCUUCAGGGUGGAAGAGCCAACAGUGCGGGUAGCUAGCUGCGUGAGCUAGCAUUUUGCAGAUAUGCUUACUGCGGUGCGUUGUGUGCUGUCCAAGCUGGUUUCUCCACUGUGGAGGACAGUCGAAGUAGAAGGAGACAUUUUCUCCCAUGAAUCAGGUAGGGAAGACAUUCGCCACCUGAGGGGCCAGGUGAUAACCCAGCUGUGUCUUGACUAUGGCAUGAUCGAAGAUGCCAUCUACUUCACUAGUGGCGAGGUCUUGGGUGGCGUGCCACUGAAAGAAGGAGACCUGGUCAACUGUAUAGCAGUAAGAGAUGGUUCCGAAGGGGGAUGGAAAGCUUUAAGGGUGGAGAAGAGUGCAGACGCUUGGGAGGAUGGAGGAAAAACCUCCUUAGAAGCUGACAUUAUGCAGCUGCGGCCUCUUGUUGGCAUGGUCACAUCAUUUGAUGGAGAUGGUGGCUACAUAAAUCAAACCACAUACUUCCCAUGCCACAGUCUUUGGGAAGGUUACGAGCCAAUGAAAGGAGACUGGGUCCAAGCAAAAUAUUUUAUUAAUCCUAACCAGUGGACCACCCAGGCUCAUUCUGUGGUCCCUUUACGCUAUUGCCGCCUAGACCAAGUGCGUGUGACCAGUAUCUAUGGUCGUAGUGGAGUGGUGGAUGACAGUGUUUUCUUCAGCUUGGACUCUCUCCUGCUCCCUGCCAAUUACGAGCCUUUAGUAGGACAUUUGGUUAACCUGGUAAUGGUGGAGAGCAGUCAGUCACUCUAUAGCUGGAGGGCUCUUUGCAUGGCACCCUUCUCUCAGAGUGCAAAUCUUUCUGCUACACCGCUCAGAGAGGCUGAGCUGAAGAGCAUCUUAGAAGAUAAAGGAGGGCUGAAUGUAACAGACUAUGGACAGUUUGGGGAACUGAUGACUGGGGAGACACGAGAGCUGGUGCUCUGGAUACAAAAUAAAGGUACAGAGACCCACAAGUUGACACACUGCGACUUUGCUGGCUGGGACUCAGAAGAACAGUUCACUCUGGUUAGUGUUAAAGGAUUGACAUCACUGAGGCAAAAAGGGCAGCAGCUGCAAGAAAACCCUGUCAAGUCUUCAGAAAUCCAAGUAAAAGAUGGAGACAAAGAUAAUGGCGAGGCGCAGAAGGAGGCGGUCCAUUCCCCUGGUCUAAGAAGACAGGAAAGCAAGUUGGAUAUUUUACCUGGAGAGAGACUGCCAGUUGUUGUAGCCUGCGAGGCAAAGAGCCUGGGAACUUGUGCUGAGCUGCUACUACUGCACUUCUCUUCUUUCACCAUCGGGAGGCGCCUGGAGGUCACCGUGCGCAGUGAAUGUGAAGAUGUGCUUCGGCCCUCUGUGCCCUACGCUCCUACUGAUAAUCGCCCAGUGGCAGUGAAAUCUUCUCAUGUGAUCACAGUAGCUGCUCCGAAAAUGACACCAAGGCUUGCUAAUCGACGGUUGCCACAAUUUCUACCCAACUACCCUGUGCCUCAAGCUCUAAGAGACUGUGUGGAAGCCCAGAGUGAUGUCCUGGUUGUUGAGCCCUGCCUUGGAGAGGUGCUGUCCCCGUCAAACAUGCAGUCACGUUUCUCAGUCCUUCUGUGGCUGGAAGAGUUGAACGCAGAAAGGGAACUGAAAGAAUUCUCUAUCAGCGGAGCGCUUCUCAGGAAAGGGGCUGUCUACCUGCACCUCGAGGUCCCCGGUUUGGCCGAAGGCAGACCUAAUCUCUAUAUAGGGGACAGAAUAAUACUAAAGAAGCCACAAAGUGAUGGCGUGGUAAUGGAGUACAUUAGCUACGUCACAGAGAUCAAUGAUGAGGAUGUGAGUUUGCGAGUGAACUCAGACUUUCAGCGCAGCUACCUCGGAGAGCCACUAGAUGUUGAGUUCUCUUACAACAGAUUGACGAUGAGGCGGUGUCACAGUGCACUUGAACAGACAAAACACUUCGGGGAAAUUCUCUUCCCCUCCAGAGUGACACCUCGGACCCCUCGGUGGACUGGAAAAUGGAUGGAUAAACUAGAUGAAGACAAAACGGCACCAGUCACUGAAAAUGGAAAAGUGUCAGGCAUUACCAUUGACAUGAAGUCAAAAGGCACACAGACUAAAGAUUGUGCACCAACAUCUAAACCCAUCCCCACCAAAGGGCACUUCUUUAACCCAGACCUGAACCCCCCUCAGAAGGAGGCAGUGAAGAGGAUCCUAGCAGGGGAGUGUCGGCCCCUUCCGUACGUGCUCUUUGGACCUCCAGGCACUGGAAAGACGAUCACCAUUAUAGAGGCCAUACUCCAGGUUUACUACUUUAUGCCCAGUAGUCGGGUACUUGUAUGUACCCCCUCCAACAGUGCUGCUGACCUCAUCUGCAUCCGCCUGCAUAACAGUGGCUUCCUGCAUGCUGCGAGUUUGGCCCGUGUCAAUGCAUCCUGUAGGCAGAAUGAGUCUAUCCCAGAAGUGCUGAGAGUGUACUCCAGGGCAGGAGAGGACAUUCGUCAAGCUGCUUUCCACAGGAUUGUGGUCAGCACCUGCUCCAGUGCUGGCAUGUUCCAUAAUAUAGGCCUACCAGUUGGACACUUUACUCAUCUGUUUCUGGAUGAAGCCGGUCAAGCCACUGAGCCAGAGUCCCUGAUCCCAAUGAGCGUUGUGUCUGAGAGAGAUGGACAGAUAGUUUUAGCUGGAGACCCCUGCCAGUUGGGUCCACUUGUGAAGUCUAAGAUAGCCAGUGCCUUUGGCUUUGGGGUGUCUUUGUUGGAGAGGCUGAUGGCCAACCCUCUGUACUCCAGACAGGACUGGGGCUACAAUCCUAAGCUGGUAACUAAGCUGGUCUACAACUAUCGUUCUCAUGAGGCCUUGCUCACACUGCCUUCAAAGCUCUUCUAUCAGGGAGAACUGUGCUGUAAAGGACCCAGGUCUAUUGUGGACUCCCUGUGCCAGUGGAAAAAUCUGCCCAAAAAACGUUUCCCACUUCUUUUUCAUGGAGUCAGGGGCACAGAAAUGAGAGAAGGUAACAACCCAUCAUGGUUUAACCCAGUAGAAGCUGUACAGGUCAUGCUAUACUGCUGUCAACUGGCAAAGAAGCUCUACAAUCCUGUCCAUGCUUCUGACAUUGGCGUUAUUGCCCCCUACAAAAAACAAUGUGAGAAGAUUCGUGUCCUGCUGGGGAAGGUGGGCCUGUCGGACAUCAAAGUGGGCUCUGUGGAGGAGUUCCAAGGACAAGAGUUUCUGGUCAUCAUUUUGUCUACGGUGCGCUCUAGUGAGUCACUACAGAGUGAUGAUCUAAAGAGUACGCUUGGCUUUCUGGCCAACCCAAAACGCUUCAAUGUGGCCAUCACUCGACCCAAAGCUCUGCUUUUAAUUGUUGGAAACCCCCACAUUCUCAUUAGGGACCUAUGCUUCAGGGCUCUGCUUGAGUACUGCUUUAUUAAUGAGGCUUAUCUGGGCUGCGACCCUCCUUCCUCUCUUCAAGAUGUUCACACUGUUGCAGAGGAGCAAAGGAGCACAUAAAAGGGACAAAAACAGGGGGUGUACUGCAGCACAGUCAACCUGGCAAUCAAAUUGUGUUUAUAUUUUUUUCCUCCUUCUCGUUUUCUCGGCUUGUCUCUGUGUACCUCUUAACGUAAUUGCUUUAAAAAGAAAAAUAUCUUGUUUGCCUAAGAGCCAAAUGCAGUCCCACUGGGAUGAGAAAUAAAGGUGAUACUCAUGA